Molecule: messenger RNA, 1815 nt
Organism: Verticillium nonalfalfae
Lineage: Eukaryota; Fungi; Ascomycota; Sordariomycetes; Glomerellales; Plectosphaerellaceae
Exons: 2
Coding region: 1-1815 (604 amino acids)
Biological process (GO): transmembrane transport
Cellular component (GO): membrane
Source: RefSeq, a predicted model, not a curated record
AUGAAUUUCGUCACGGCUCCCAUCAUCGCGGAUCUCUUCCUCCUCGCCAUUGGUGCCAUUGGCGGGAAGGAGAUCCGCCAGGGUAUUCUGGGCGCCAACAACAUCUCACCUCUCGACAUUAUGCUCUUCUUCAUCACCUUGGCCUACAUUGCCAUCUCCAUAGACGCCUCGGGACUCAUUCGUUUUCUCGCCUUCAAGGUCCUCCAAUGGGGAGGCAACAACGGCCGCCGUCUCUACCUCUACCUCUACGUGUUUUUCUUUGGGCUCACGACGUUCAUUGGAAACGACCCUGUAAUACUGAGUGGCACCGCCUUUCUGGCGUACAUGACCCGCGUGUCCAAGGAUCUGUCCUCUCCUCGCGCUUGGAUCUUCUCCCAGUUCGCCGCUGCCAACAUUGGGUCUGCCAUUCUCGUUUCGAGUAACCCUACCAAUCUCGUCCUUGCUGGCGCUUUCGGCAUCAAAUUUAUUCACUACACGGCUAACAUGGCUGUGCCGACCGUCAUCACGGCCAUUGUCCUCUACCCCAUCCUGCUGUACUUGGUUUUCACGGAGCCCGGAUUGAUCCCUAGGCGCAUGGCCAUGUACCAGCUGCCAAGUCACUUGAGCAACGUGCCGCCUGCAAAUCCCAACAUCCCAGCCGCCAAGGAUCUAACCGUCACCGAGCUGAGCCACUGCACGCCGAGGGAGGCUGGACAGAUAGCGAGCGCCCAGGAAGGCGAGUCCUCGAGGGACUUGCUGGCCCUCGAGGAAGUCUUGAACCCAUUUCUAGACACCAAGUCGGCAAUCGUUGGAUCGGUCAUCAUGGCCACUACUUUGAUCACGUUGCUGGCACUGAACGCGGCGAGUACAGGCACCGGGGAACAUCCCGUAUUCUGGGUCACACUCCCAGCCGCAUUUCUCAUGUUUUGCUGGGAUGUCGGCUGUGGCUGGGAGAGCCGGCAUACGACCAGAGAGAUUGCCAAAUUCGGCGACAAGAAGCGCCUCCAAGCAUUGGCUGUACAACAGACGAAUCCCGCGCUAACCAUCACAACGCCUUCCGAGCCCGUAGGACGACAGGCAACGAUGAACCCUUCCGACGAGAAGGAGAGCCAGCCCGCGGUCGCUGAUGGGCAGCUUGUGACAAACCCAGAAAGUAUCAUUUCGACAAUCCACGAAGCAACCCAAUGCCCCGCCAGAGCGAAAGAACAGGGAGCAUGCGAUCCUGAAAGAGAAACUCCAGGCAAUGCGCCGCAUUUCAGUCAUGCCGAGCCGUCUCCCGCGUCGCGUGAUACUUUCGGAAGUGAAGAUUUCAAGGCUGACAACAUGGACACAGAGUGCCAUAAGCGACCUCAAACACUCGUCGGUUCUUGCAGAGAGUUAGUCGAUUGGCUUCGAGCCACAUUUCCUGCCACCAUGGCCGUCUUCUCGCAUCUUCCCUUGGCGCUCAUCCCUUUCGCCUUUGCCAUGUUUGUGCUCGUGCAAGCGCUGGUGUCGAAGCACUGGGUGGCCACGUUUGCGUACGGAUGGAAACACUGGGUCGACAAGACGGGCGUUGUAGGAGGUAUCGGCGGCAUGGGAUUUCUAUCUGUCGUUCUGUGUAAUUUUGCUGGCACCAACAUCGGCACUACGAUUCUCUUGUCGCGCGUCAUCCAGACAUGGGAGGAGAUACAUCGCGUCAGCGGCUCGCAGAUCGACAGCCGCACCUUUUGGGCCACGGUGUACAGCAUGGCCAUUGGAGUCAACUAUGGUGCCUUUAGCGCAGCGUUCAGCGCAUCGCUGGCCGGGCUGCUGUGGCGCGAUAUUCUGGCGAGGAAGGAGAUUGAGGUCUGUCCAUGA